Messenger RNA from Aspergillus niger, 423 nucleotides. RefSeq lists its product as uncharacterized. The record is from RefSeq and is a predicted model, not a curated record. Gene Ontology annotation, molecular function: ubiquitin conjugating enzyme binding; ubiquitin protein ligase activity. Gene Ontology annotation, biological process: positive regulation of proteasomal ubiquitin-dependent protein catabolic process; protein polyubiquitination; ubiquitin-dependent protein catabolic process. Gene Ontology annotation, cellular component: cytoplasm; ubiquitin ligase complex. Lineage: Eukaryota; Fungi; Ascomycota; Eurotiomycetes; Eurotiales; Aspergillaceae. The transcript is spliced from 3 exons. The annotation marks the transcript as partial.
AUGGCUGAUGCAAAUGAUACCACCGUUCGUUAUGACUCUGUAACACACUUACCGUUAUUGGUUAGCAUGCGGAUUUCAAUCUUGGCAGUGGGGCCUCGAGAAAAGAAAACAGUAACACAGGCGGAAGGGGAUUCUGAAUCUCACGGUAAGGUAGCAACCGCACAGGAGAAUGGCUGGCAACGUUGCUUUUCAUGCUGGCGAAUGGUGGAAUUAGAUCAUGGUUGCAACCAUAUGACAUUCGACGCCUUCUGUCGCUGCGGGGCCGAAUUCUGCUACAAUUGCGGAAUGGAGGGGAAGAAUUGCCAGUGUGAGCAAUGGAACGAGCAUGGUCUCCUUGCACGUGCAUAUCAAAUCAUUGAUCGAGAAGCAAACCAGCCGGCAGCUGCGACGCCCCGGCAAGACGCCGACGAGGCCAUUCUGGAG